AAUGGUAUUCAUCGAUCUUGUUUUAUUAAUGUUAGAAAGAGGAAAACAAACUUGAAGAAACUACUUCUCGGCUUUAAGUCAUCUUAUAUCGGCAAUAUAUCAAUCACGUGUUGACAGUCUUCGUAUCGAUCAGUUAAGAUAUUAAACAGCGUAUAAAAUAACGUUAAGGAUAGCCAUACUCUGGUGAUAAGUGCUCGUUCAGGAAUGUUUGAAGUUGACGACCCGUUAUUACACCCUUAACAACAGGUGAAUAGUUUGAUAGCCAGGGUUUAAAAUAUCAUUAUGUGUUACCUGAUAGUGGAUUUAAUUUAGGGUAUAUUCGAAUAUAAGAUACUAAUCAUAAAUAUUACUGAACGGUUGACUACUGUUUCAGUAGAUAUUAUGAGUGUGGACGGGCUCAAAUGUUAUUUGUGUGCGCCGUUUCUUGGUUUUUUAAACUUUCAUCAGAGAUCAUUCCUUCAAAAGCAAUGAGAAAUGUUAUAAAUCUUGUUGUAUAUGUAGUGUAGUAGAUUAACGGAAUCAGAUACUGUCCAAGAUAUAUUUGCUAUGGGAAGGGAAUUAUCAAGCUGAACACUAUAACCAAAGUAAAAUGUUAUCGCAGGAAUAUCCAAAAUUACAGAUAGAUCUGACUUCUAUCCACGAGGAAGAUCUCACAAAAUCAACCAGACUGUCGGAAGUGAGGAAGGGGGCAGAUUUUACCAAAAUGGUAAAUCAGUUGGCGGAUCAGCAAUGGCGUGGAACCAAUGUCAUGCCACGUAUUAUGGAGACAGAAGAGAGAGAGACACCAAGGAAAGACGGAGAUGGGGCCCCGUUUAAACUGGAAGAUUCAACCUAUAAUGUUUAUGAACCCAAAUUGAAAAUGAACCAACCUCAAUUUCAAUUUGAUGAACCCAAGUUGAUGCAGAUGACUAAGGUACCAGCUCCACCAAGAAGAACGACGCCCUUGGCACCGGUGUCGCGCCAAGGAGGAUCGGGAAGAUCGAGCAUUGGAACUGUUUCCAGGGAGAUACAGAACAUACCCUCUAGACGGGACUCUUUGAUAUCGAGUAUUCUGAACAUCGAAACCACCAGCAAUAAAAGCAACCGGAAUCUUCAGAAAAUAAACAACAACAACAUCAACAACAAUAAUAUCAACAACAUUUUAAACAGCAACAAAGCAGUUCUGCCAGAUAUCAGUGGGCAAAGUUUCAGAGAUCGUUCAUCUUCUGUGGAUCUAAAGGAAUUAUACUAUUUCAACACGUGGGGAUCCCGCGAUCUCGGAUUGGAUUCUAAACUGGUGCCAGAUGAGGUGCCACGUGUUAUAGCACCUAAACAAUCCGUUCCUUCCAGCAGAGUUGGAUCCCAAGGCCGCGAUCGACAACUUAGAACUGAGACUGACUUUAGAUCAAGAAAUGGAUUAGUUCGGAUUGUUAAACCGCAUAAACCGCUACCACCAAUUGCGAGGACCGAAUAUCCAGAAGCAGACCCGGCCUAUGAUCUUGACAAUUUAGGACGAGAAAAGACUUAUGUGACCCUCAAACGAAUUGACCAAAUACUAAAUCCCCAACAAGCGUUUGUUAAAAGUGAACUUAAUUCUUCUGAAUUUGGAAUAUUAGGCUCAGGUUCGACAACUCCGAAAUCGGUUAAAAAGAAGAAACGGGAAAACGUGGAUAAAGUCGUGAAGUCGUUCGAUGGAAUACUAGACCAUUCUAAGAAUAAUGCCAGUUAUAUCAAUCAUUCUGGUGGCGUAACUGUGGUGCACACAUAUCCCAGUGGACAUCAUUCACACCCACAUCAAACUGCGCAAUAUCCACACACUUUUCAAAAUGCGCAACAUCCUUAUCCCAACGGGCAGCAUCCACACACGUCACAAAAUGUGCAACAUCCUUAUCCAAACGGACAGUAUCCACACACUUUUCCGACUAGGCAGCCACACCCGCCCACAAAAGCUGCCUCUAAGCCAUCCUCUCGUAUCAGUAGCAAAAAUCCGAACCGUUCUCUAUCUCCUGUUCUGAAAUGUUUAGAUACCGAAAAAGUAACAUCUUACGAAAAAUGUAUGAAAUGGGUUGAUAAAUGUAGUGAGUGGUAUGACUGAAGAUGACUGAAAUUCGAUACCAAUUCGUUUAAAAACCACAGAGUUUUGUGGCUCCGGUUUAAUAUUUUGGGUAAAUCGUAACGUUUUACGUGACUAUAGAAAACGCAAAGCAAUGGAUAGUGAUUACUGUACAAGAAACUGGACAGAGUCGUUGUCUUGAAGAAUUAUAAUUUCUUAUCAACCGAUUGCAUAGCUAUGUUUAAUGUUUCAAAAUGAAAUUAUCUGAGAGAAUAAAGGAAUGAAUCGUGGUAUACUUAACAUUAUUAGGCCUACUUUUAUUUAUAUUUUUAAAUUUAAAAAAAGAAAUGUUCGGAGGAUCAUGUCUCAAGCAUUGGAUGAUUAUACAUUAUAAUUCGUAUAAUGUGCUGAGUGGCAAUUAACAGUGUGGAUCGAAUGGACAACACUAUUUAUAAUUAACCUACCUACGUUAUAAUAUUUCUAUGAAUGGAUGUGUAUAUAUAUAACAAUAUGUAUUGUAGACUAUAAGAUUGGUUACUUGGUGUUAUAUUGUUAUAGUCUAUAAUGACCAGAUAUAUACUGUGAUAAAAAGCGUAUUGUGAUAUAUUAAUAGGACUGUCUAUAUAUUUAUAUUGUUGACCGUAAACAUAAAUAUACCAUACCCAUAUACAAUAACCAUAAAGUUUGCGUGUUUGUUGUUAAUCAGGAGUGCAGGAUGGUAAGGGACAACGUAUAGUCGUUCGGAUGGGACGUAAAAGAUCCCUUGACAGUUGGAAUUCGAUAUAAGAGUAGGCCGUAGUGUCGCUGUCCGGGCUGUAUGGCGUCUGCCCGUCUUCAUUAGCCCAGGUAAUCAGGAAUGAACCAUUUUAUAGACAUUGGAUUUUGUUCCAUGACAACAGCUUCAGGCCGUUUGCAAUAACAUUUUUUAAAAGUAACCAUGUUUCAAAGAGUUCCGUUAUGUGCUAUGAGCACGAUUUGUGGAUUUGGCGCUAUAUAAAUGGACAUAUUAUUAUUAUUUUUAUUUAUG
This is a messenger RNA of Patella vulgata (common limpet), 3059 nucleotides long. RefSeq lists its product as uncharacterized. The record is from RefSeq and is a predicted model, not a curated record. The coding region runs from base 590 to 2074 and encodes 494 amino acids. NCBI's taxonomy places the organism in Eukaryota, Metazoa, Mollusca, Gastropoda, Patellidae. The transcript has a single exon.